UAGUUUCUUUUGUGGCGUUUAAAAUGACCGAGCUAACGAAGAACUUGGGAAGGAAGGAAGGAAGGAAGGAAGUGAUGUGUUUUGUUGUUUGUUUGGUGGCUGACUCGUUAACACGUCGAGCUCCCGCUGCGUGUAUUUGGGUGUGUUUGCUUGCGCGUACGUCGACCAAGUGGUUCUCAAGUCCCUCCUCAGAGAAACAAAAACACAAAUGUCUCCUCGGAACUCUACGACCAAGUAGAAGUAGUCGUCACCGUCACCGUGUUCGUCCCACAGUACAUUGAGCCGGAGGGACUCAUCGCUUGAGUUGUAGUAUUCGGUCCUUGAGGUCGACGUUUGCAUAAUUGCGGGGCAGGUACUUUGGAUUGGAGUCUCCAAGAAAGCAAAGCCGCACUUUGGAUCUUCAAAUGGAGCGGAUGGUCGGCCUUGACCGUUGCCCCGUCACCUGCCUGUCUGUCGGCUGAGGGGCGGAGUCUGUUAUCGCCAUGGCGACCGCGUCGGCCUCACUGGCCAGAGGUGUGGGCCUGGUGCUGGUGGAGUUCCAGUACGAGUACGAGGGCCGCGACGGCUCCGUGAUCUCCAUCAAGCCCAACGAACGCUACGUCCUGCUGGCAAAGACCAACGCCCACUGGUGGCAGGUGCGGCGGGACCACGCCUCCAAACCCUUCUACAUCCCGGCCAAGUACGUCAAGGAGCUCCCGCCCGACGUGCCGUCCCCCCUGGACUUCGCCCACCCUCCCGGUCCCGAGGCGGCGGCGGGGGCCUCGGUCCCCGUCCCCAUCCCUGUGCCCGUCCCCGUUCCCGCGACUCUGGAGGAGCUCGGCAGGACCCGGAGCAAACCCAGCGACGAACUAACCAUCCGGCUCAGACCGGAUGCGUCCGGAGUCUACCGUAAGACGGAGAAUCGCAUGUCUACGUUCGGUGUCCCGCUGGACCUCCUGGACUCACCGCUGCCCCUCGCCACGGGACCGCUCCACUCAGGCACCCAUUCAGGUUCUGACGCCCUCGAGAAGUGUGACGGGGUUUCGGGGAAGAUCCUCCCCGACGGCAAAGAGAAGUCAGGGAAGGCCCGCGUGCCCGGUUUCGGCCAGGCCGACCCGUCCGGCGUCCGGCCCCACGCGCUCCCAGUCCCCGUGGACACGCCCACCGUGCCCGAGGUGCACGCCCACAAGGAUCCCGAGGGCGUGCCCCCGCAGGAAGAUGCACAGGAACCGGCGGCCACGCCCAAAGAAAUCCAAGAAGGGGAAGCCGUCGAGCCCACGGAGGACGACUCGCUGGACAGCGACGAGGAACCGAAGGAGGACGAGUCCAACCACAUCUACGAGUCCAUUCAGGACCUCCAGCUGGACACCCUGAUUGGGCAGCUGAGCCCGCCCCCGACCCUCAAACAGGCCCUCGACCCCGGUCCCGACCCGCCGCGCCCCUUCUACGCCUCGGGCCGCGCCCCCUCCUCUUCGAGCGCCUCCUCUGAAGUCGUGAGCCCCUCCCCACUGAGCCCGCAGCACGGAAGGCAGGGCACUUCCGAGGUUUGGGAGCAGCUGAUGGACGGAAAUUCCGGAAGGCUCUACUACUACAACCGUCUCUCUGGCGCCACCUCCUGGAAGCCGCCGAGGGGGCCCGAAGACGACGACGGCGGCGGCGGCGGCGGGCUUGACGACUGCCCCCCGCCGCUGCCGGAAGAAGACUACCCUGUCGACAACGACGGCGUCUUCGCAACGCACGCCGAGCGACUCGCGAUCCCCAGAGCGCGCCCGGAGCGACGGGACGGCGUCCGGACGGCGAACGGGGACGGGCUGCCGGAUCAGCGGUCGGCGUGGCGACACAGCGUGGCCGAGGACACGUUUGUGUCGCGACAUUGGGGGAAGGUCAACGACUUUGCCGACUGCAAGAGGGCCUCGCCCGACACGGCGCAGCUUUGUGAUAGGUUGAGACUGAGGAGGAAUCUGUCCAAUCGCAGCACAGACUCCCAGCAGGGACACCUGUUGGAGAAGGCGGGAAUCGUAAACAAGACCAAAGUCGUCGAUAACGGCAGGAAGAUCCGGAAGAACUGGAGUCAGUCGUGGACCGUCUUGCACGGUGGAAUCCUCACCUUCCACAGGGACCCCAAGUCUGCUCCCAGCAGCAACAUGGUAACCCGCCUUCCACCUUCACAGCCACCGUCGCUCCUGGCACAGUCACGUGACUCCUGCCCCGUCUCGUCUCUCUCCGUGCUCCCCCGUGCCGUCCCUCAGUCCAAGGCCUCACAGAUUGUUCCCGAAUACACGGUGGAGCUGAGAGGAGCUUCCGUGUCCUGGGCCCCGAAGGACAAGUCCUCCAAGAAGAACGUGCUGGAGCUGAGGACUCGUCAAGGUUGCGAGUACCUGAUGCAGUACGACACCGAGAGCAUCAUCGCCGAUUGGCUGAAAGUCAUCCAAGACACCGUCCGACAGCUGGUGAGUCAAAAACCCGCAAACGGGCACGGACGCGCUAAGCGAGGAGGCCUUUUUCAGGAGCAGGAACACGCGUCGGACGACGACGACGACGACGACGCCUCCUCGGACAAGGAGGAGAAAGACAGGAAGCAGACGUCCAACAGAAGUUUUUCGGGCGGCGACUCGGAGCGGACGCGUGUUCGCACCAAACUCCGCCGCUUCCUCCAGAGGAGGCCCACGCUCCAGAGCGUCAAGGAGAAAGGUUACAUACGAGACAACGUCUUCGGCUGCCAUCUGGACACGCUGUGUCACAGGGAAAACACCACCGUCCCCAAAUUCGUAGACAAGUGCAUCAGAGCGGUGGAGAGGAGAGGUCUGGACGUGGACGGACUCUACCGUGUCAGCGGAAACUUGGCCGUCAUCCAGAAGCUGCGCCACAAAGCCGAUCACGAGGAGCAUCUGGACCUGGAGGACGGCCAGUGGGAGGACGUCCACGUGCUGACGGGAGCGCUCAAGCUGUUCUUCAGGGAGCUUCCUGAGCCGCUCUUCCCCUUCAGCUUCUUCGAAAAGUUCAUCGCCGCAAUCCAGGUUCCUGACUACAGUCUGCGCGUGUCCUACAUGAAGGACCUGGUCCGCUCGCUGCCGCUUCCCAAUCACGACACCAUGCAGCUCCUCUUCCGACACCUGCGCUGGGUGGUGGAGCACAAAGACACCACCCGGAUGUCGAUCCAGGGCACGGCCAUCGUCUUCGGGCCCACGCUGCUGCGGCCGCAGACCGAGUCGUCCAACGUGGCGGUCCACAUGGUCUUCCAGAGCCAGAUCGUGGAGCUCGUGCUCAACGAGUUCCACGCCAUCUUCGUGCCGACGUAGCGCAGGACCGCGCGGUGAAGCCGUCGAGUUCCGGAUCCUUCCGCAGGGGCAGGAGGAGGAGGUUGCGGGGGUUACCGGUUCCACUGACAUCCCACAAAAAAGAAAAGACUCACGACGUCAUCACUGAUGAAUAAGAUCAACUGCAAUUAUUUGAUGAUCAUAUUUUAUUGUGAAAUAUUUGCACGACUUCCCGUGCUUACGCUUUUAAGAGAUCCCACUAAAUCUUCUCGUGACAAAAAGAAGAAAUAUCCUCAACAUUGAAAGAUUUUUGUCAAACAAAACCGAAGCCAAGAACCUUGAGCAACUUUAUUUUGCUUGUCUGACAAUGGCAAUGAAACAUCUUAAAGGCAA
Molecule: messenger RNA, 3629 nt
Organism: Syngnathoides biaculeatus (alligator pipefish)
Lineage: Eukaryota; Metazoa; Chordata; Actinopteri; Syngnathiformes; Syngnathidae
Gene: arhgap27l
Product: Rho GTPase activating protein 27, like
Exons: 18
Coding region: 483-3278 (931 amino acids)
Biological process (GO): signal transduction; regulation of GTPase activity
Cellular component (GO): cytoplasm
Molecular function (GO): protein binding
Source: RefSeq, a predicted model, not a curated record